Messenger RNA from Vicugna pacos (alpaca), 1144 nucleotides. It is a transcript of the gene GUCA1B, whose product is annotated as guanylate cyclase activator 1B. NCBI's taxonomy places the organism in Eukaryota, Metazoa, Chordata, Mammalia, Artiodactyla, Camelidae. Gene Ontology annotation, molecular function: calcium sensitive guanylate cyclase activator activity; calcium ion binding. Gene Ontology annotation, cellular component: photoreceptor inner segment; cone photoreceptor outer segment. The record is from RefSeq and is a predicted model, not a curated record. Gene Ontology annotation, biological process: visual perception.
GAGGCGAGGGAGGAAGAGGGCCAGAGCCUAAAGAAUCGAUAGGAAGAAGCCAGGGAGGAGGCACAGACCCUUGCUCCCUGACCUUCUGGGCUCCAGGAUGGGGCAGCAGUUCAGCUGGGAGGAGGCGGAGAGCCGUGCGGUGGACGUGGCAGAGCUGCAGGAGUGGUACAAGAAGUUCCUGGAGGAGUGCCCCAGCGGGACGCUCUUCAUGCACGAAUUUAAGCGCUUCUUCAAGGUCGCAGGCAACGAGGAGGCCACCCAGUAUGUAGAGGGCAUGUUCAGAGCCUUCGACAGGAAUGGGGACAACACCAUCGACUUCCUGGAGUACGUGGCAGCCCUGAACCUUGUGCUGAGGGGCACCCUGGAGCACAAGCUGAAGUGGACCUUCAAGAUCUAUGACAAGGACCGCAAUGGCUGCAUCGACCGCUUAGAGAUGCUGGACAUCGUGGAGUCCAUCUACAAGCUGAAGAAAGCCUGCAGGGUGGAGACGGAGGCCGAGCAGCAAGAGCAGCUGCUCACGCCCGAGGAGGUCGUGGACAGGAUCUUCCUUCUGGUGGAUGAGAACGGAGAUGGCCAGCUGUCUCUGAAUGAGUUCAUUGAAGGUGCCCGUCGUGACAAGUGGGUGAUGAAGAUGCUGCAAAUGGACCUGAAUCCCGGUAGCUGGAUCUCUCAGCCGAGGCGGAAAAGCGCCAUGUUCUGAGGGGUCUGGGGCCCUGGGAGCCCUCCAAGACUCUAGGUUCACCACGUUUCCAGAGGAGAGGGAGGCUCCCUGGCUCGGCCAGCUUAGGCCCACUGUCAUCCUGGCUUGGACUUCCUAGCACCCCUUGUGCAGGGGGUGGGGCUGAGUGGGGAGGGGAGGGGCCAUUGGUCUAAAAUAGUCAAUAGGGUCUGGUCCAUUGGGAGGAUUUCCGGGGUGGAGACGGGAACUGGUUUCCUCUGCCCUCUCAGUGGCUCCUGGGAAAGCUACGCUUUGGCUAGGUGAUUGUGGGGCUCCCACAAAUUCCUACAUGGCUCUUAGCUGUAAGCAGGGAAAACUGAGAGGUGGGGAGGGUCCCAUAGACCAAAUGAGCAAUGAGAAUGCCCCACAGUGCGAAACUGAUUAGUAGAAGGGAGGGGCUGGCAGGUGAUGUUGACUCUGAAGGAA